ACGAAGCAGAAACAUGUCAGGACGCGGGAAAACAGGCGGCAAAGCCAGAGCGAAGGCAAAGAGCCGCUCUUCUCGGGCCGGGCUUCAGUUCCCCGUGGGUCGGGUCCACAGGCUGCUGAGGAAGGGAAACUACGCGGAGCGAGUGGGCGCCGGAGCUCCCGUGUAUCUGGCCGCCGUGCUCGAGUAUCUGACCGCUGAGAUCCUGGAGCUGGCCGGAAACGCCGCCCGCGACAACAAGAAGACCAGGAUCAUCCCCCGACAUCUGCAGCUGGCCGUCCGCAACGACGAGGAGCUCAACAAGCUGCUGGGGAGAGUCACCAUCGCUCAGGGCGGCGUGCUGCCCAACAUCCAGGCGGUGCUGCUGCCCAAGAAGACCGAGAAGGCCAAGUAAAGACCAGGAUAUUCAUUCAAAAACCAACGGCUCUUCUCAGAGCCCACACAAUGUCUGAGAGCAACGUUCUUCUUUAAUAUCUGGUUAUACAUCAAUGGGUCUAGUUUCUUUAAAUACGACUGCACCUAAAUUGGGGAAGUGUGGGUGGGGAAAAAAACAAUCCUUACAGCAAUUUUGAGCUGUGAUGGUGUUGCGAAAAUUAAACCAAUCACAGCUGGGAGGCUGUACAGCUCAAUUUGCAUAGAUGGAAUAAACAAACUAG
This is a messenger RNA of Oryzias melastigma (Indian medaka), 653 nucleotides long. Its product is annotated as histone H2A-like. The record is from RefSeq and is a predicted model, not a curated record. The coding region runs from base 14 to 391 and encodes 125 amino acids. NCBI's taxonomy places the organism in Eukaryota, Metazoa, Chordata, Actinopteri, Beloniformes, Adrianichthyidae. Gene Ontology annotation, cellular component: nucleosome. The transcript has a single exon. Gene Ontology annotation, molecular function: protein heterodimerization activity; DNA binding; structural constituent of chromatin.